Messenger RNA from Danaus chrysippus (African queen), 3498 nucleotides. NCBI's taxonomy places the organism in Eukaryota, Metazoa, Arthropoda, Insecta, Lepidoptera, Nymphalidae. The record is from the annotation of a GenBank genome assembly.
AUGAUGACUACUGUGUGUGGACCCAGCGAGGUGACGACUCGGUCACCGCGGGCCAAGAAAUCUUUAAGAGGAAGUAUAAUAGUUCAGAAGGCGUUAGACAAAUCUAACUCACGAUAUUCAAGUAGAACCACAAAGAGUGUUUCAGACGACAGCUACAGCACCACCGUCACCUCCCUCGUGACGGACGGGCUCAGUCCGCGCUCACAUCGAGAUGUAGAGACGUACUCCAUAGUAGACCUGGUCACCAUAGAUACUAACGGCUCCGGGUCAUCUAUAUACGACUCGGUGGACUCUGACAGUCAAGUAUCGUUCGGUAGUCCGCGGACGGUCGCCACCAGGAGGACGAGGUCUUCUAAUCCUUCUCUGUUGGGUUCGAGUACGCCUUACACGAACAAAACUCGACUAUCACCGAAAUCGAAUAUUCGUGAAGUCACAGACAAAACUGUGUCCACGAGUAAGAGAUCCACAUCUAUAACCACUCCAGAGAACAGUCAGAACAUAUCGUUCAAUAGCACGAGGAAGUCGCGACCCUCGCGGAGCAGGUCCCGUGUUAACGACAGCGACGUACUGCUCGUGGUGGAGGAUGACAACGAAGAUGCCUCUCCUAAAUCUUCGAGACGGUCUAAUAAAAGUCUGUUGAGUCCAAUAGUGAGAAAGAAUAUUUCUAUCACAGUGUCACCGUCCCACAGCCCCACUCCGGGCACUAUCACUCCAGAGAACAGGUGCAGUCCACAGGACGUCGGGACUCCUGUACUGAGCAUUCAAAGCCUUCUAGAGCAGAGUUCUAUCGAUCAGACCUCCAAGUCCUCGAAGAACUUUAAAAAGUCGAAGAGAAAAUCUACGGGAGGCCUCUACACGCGACCGCGAAGAUCUAGACUCAGCGUUAAAUCUAAAUCAUUGAACUUGACUCAGAGAAGGUCUCAGCGAGCCAGGAAAGCUUCUUGGAUAUCUCUGAAUGCAAUCAACACAUCUCGAGAUGCUGAAAAGGCGACCACACCUAAGAGUGCUGUCAAAUUGAUACAAGAAGGAGUAAAAAAUAAACAUUCAACGGCCAAGAAGCCCCAAUCAAAACGCUCUCUAAUAGACGAUCUGGACGAUUCUGACCUAGUAAAAGAAUUGUUUAACAGCCCGGUCAAGAGAAAACUCUCGCAGAGCAUGACAGAGUUUUCAAAGAAGCAAUUGUUCGACGACGACGUGGUGCCGGCCAGGAACACCAGGAACACUAUAGCAGUCGCUGGCAGAACUCCCGAGCAUUCAUUCGUCGAUCAAACUCAAGCGAUCACUCCGGAACUGUUCGUGAGUCCGCUGAGCACGCCGAGUGGCAGCCCCGACCUCGUCGGCGUUAAGAGAUUGUUUGCGAAGAAUACACCAGAUAAUGAUCUGCGUAACGUUCGAGGAGUUAAGAAUAUACUACGAACACCCCGGGCGAGGAAGUCUAUCAAGAAUGACCUGUGUAACGUAUCUGGAGUCAAAAAAAUAUUCGGGAAAUCACCGAGGAACAGAUUGAGCGACGUGAGAGUUAAAGAAGUUUUCGCUCAAUCACCGAAUGACGACUUGAGACGAGUAUCGGGUGUGAAGACUUUAUUCCAGACUUCGCCAAACGCGUUAGAGGACGUGCGAGGAGUGAAGGAGCUUUACAGGAAGAGCCCUCGCAACGAUCUGCGGAACAUAUCUGGAGUCAAGAACACUAUGAGAGCGAAUUCGCCGAGAAAUAAUUUAUCGGACAUGAGAGGUGUGAAGCAACUGUACCGGGAACAGUACUCCAGGAACAACGUGAGCGAUGUGAGCGGAGUCGAGGAACUGUUCCACGAGCCCGAGAGUCUGGACGCGACCUUCGACCAGCUGCUGGGGCGACCUCCACUGCGGGAAUACACCAAGGCCAACAGCUGCAGCAGAAUAGACAAAAGAAAAAGGAAUGAAACGCGAUCCGCCAAGUCUCUCCACGACUCCAUCGGACCGAUCACUGACAACGUGGAGGCCUGGCUCGAGAACGAGCUGAAGAAACGCGCCCGAACUACCCACACGGACGGUGACAAGGCUGCCAGAGAACUACGGAAACUGACCAUAGACACGGUCGAGGGACGGACGCCGCUGGCGUCUGGGAGGAGCCGUCACACUAUAUCAAUGAAAGAUCAGUCGGACGGACGGCAGAAAUCCGCUUCAGAGCUGUACAGCGCCCGCAAGCUGCCCAUCAAGAAGAGGUCGCUGGUGACGCGCGACGCUCCGGCGAGAGGCGACCCGCUGCCUCUCAAGAAGCGGCCCGUGCUGCACUCCACGCCCGUCAAGGGAAGGGAACUCGCUCUGAACGCGUCCGACCUGGGACGAGUGUCGCCCAUAGCGCUUGACGACACACGAACAUUGCAGUCUCAUACAGAAGCGACGAAUCUGAAGAACCUAAAGGUGAACGAGGAGGACGAGGCGGAGGAAGAUCUGGGAAAAAAGACAAUGAAACGAACACGAGGUAGAGGAGGGAGGUCAGCGAGGGGACAGAGGGUCGGCGAGGAGAAGACAGACACGAGUGUGAAGGACGUGAGGAGCACACGACAGAAGAAACACGUAGUAGUGACACCGAGGAAGACUAGGGCGAGAGGGGCGAAGAUCAGUGUGGUGGUGACUAAACCAUCACCCGUCAAGAAACAGAUAAAGAAACAGGGUAGCGACGAAAAGAAACCUGCACACGUUGAAGAAGAGAAGCCCAGAAGAACGAGAAGUGCGAAUAUUAAGAAAGAAACUUUGAAGGAAACAAAAACUACGAAGGUCGUUAAGAAAAAUGUAAUCGAAACGAAGACUAACACGACCAAGAGAACGAGAGGUGAGGCGAAGGAGGACGUGCAGGAAGAAACUACUGGACCGAAACGACGAAGAAAAACAACUCCCAACAAUAAUAUUAAAGUAGAAGAUGAAGUAGUAGAGGGAACUGGGAGGAGGAGGGGGAGGAAACCGAAAGAUCCAGGGAGUGAGAGAGUAACACGAAAUAAUAAGAAGACUGUGAAGGAACAAUGUACUGACACUGACAAUGUACCAAAGAAAAGUACCAGAAGUAGAAAAGAUACGGCGGCAGACACGGAGAGAGUUAAGAGAGGGAAGACAGUUGUUAUAGUAACACCGAGCACAGAGACACAGAAACGGACAGAGAAGAAAGAGGAGCUUAGUGAUGGAGACAAGAUAGUUAGGAGAAAUAGGAGAGUAAAUAAAGAUAUUAAUGAUAAGAAGAAGAAUGACGCUGAGGGAAAAGAACAAGAGACCAAGAACAAGAAGACUACGAGGAGCGAGACGGAGAGAGGAGGAGAGGAGGGAGGGAGGGGGAGAGGCAGAGUGAGAGGAGACGGACAAACACAGGAGACUAGGAAGAAGACAGCAGCGGCGGGCCCCGAGCCGCCUCGCAAGAGACGCGCGGCACAAGACGACAUCCGGGAAGAACCCCCCGUCACCACUAAGAGACGCCGCACCGCCCGGGUCACGGCUCCAGGUAUAAUAACACAACAGUACUUCAUAUAA